AUGAAAUCCCUCCGCAUUUUGGCCCCUUACGCGCUUCUAAUCCUGUGUGGAUUGGUUAACUGGAGCCAUUCCCAUCCUACACCUGGCAUCUCCGACCUCGAAGAAGAUGUGGCCAAUUCCUUGGGUGGAAACAUGCGCAGUGACAAAAAUCUUAGUGGCGUAGCAAAAGCUGCCCUUGCUGACGAUAAACCUACCCUGAGUCAUACGCCGGAUCCUUCAUCAAAAAUGCUACAAGGUGUCACGCUUGAUACAGAAAAAAACAAACCAAGCGCAAAACCUAGCAAAGAUUCCAAAUCAUUUUCCGGUUCUGAUGCCGAAGCUAAUCAAACCAACAAAGCCACCCAACCAAAAAAACUGACUCAAGAAGAGAAGAAAAAAUUAAUUCUUGAAAAGCUCCGCAUGAUCUUCUUGACUUGGCCAGCCAAAGUUUGGAAAUAUAUCAAACAAUGGAUUGCAAAGACAAACUUCUUUAAACCCAAGGCGAAAAAACCUAUCAUUUCUCUAAAAGAUAAGUUCAAGAUUCCGUGGCCCAAACCCAAGACAUCAUCAGGGCCAAAUCUGAGCCCGGCAGAAGAAACACCAGACAAGUUAUCAGUCCGAGCAUCUCAAGACAAGCCCACACAUUCAAAAGAUGAAGAAUUUCAAGAGGAUACUCGUGGAGACCAGUCUUUUUCGCAUUCUAGCCAAUUAAACAAUAUCAGAUAUACUCCGGAUGGAAUACCUUACCUGUGUACUAGUACAGAUCCUAAGGUGUGUGACCGACCAUACAAAUUAAUCAUAUGGUCGGCUAGGUACCCAAAUGGAUCAUACAAAGGUCUGCAGACGCAGAAGAUUGACUGUGUUCACAAAGCCUGCGACGGUACACACCAGAUUCCCGCAAAAGGUUAUUUGAAGGAUCCCAAACCCAAGACAUCAUCAAGGCCAAAUCUGAGCCCGGACGAAGAAGCACUGAUCAAGUCGUCAAUCCAAACACCCGAAAGGAAGCCCACACAUUCAAUGGAUGAAGACGUCCAACAGGAUAUUCCAGGAGCCCAGUCUGUCCCACAUUCUAGCCAAUUAAAUAACCACAGAAAUACUCCUGAUGGAACUCCUGAUAACACACCUGUUGGGUCACCCAGGCAUUAA
Melampsora larici-populina 98AG31 is the source of this 1125-nucleotide messenger RNA. RefSeq lists its product as uncharacterized. The transcript has a single exon. NCBI's taxonomy places the organism in Eukaryota, Fungi, Basidiomycota, Pucciniomycetes, Pucciniales, Melampsoraceae. The coding region runs from base 1 to 1125 and encodes 374 amino acids. The record is from RefSeq and is a predicted model, not a curated record.